AUGAAUUCCUAUCGCUUUGAAGAACGAGGAAAAAGUCAUGCAAAUGGACAUUUUAGUCGCUUUCGUGAGGAUGUUCGACACAUGAAUAAAGACGAAGAACCACGCGCUGUAAGGGAGGGCAGAAGUGAACCCUUUCGUCGUAGUGGGCGAGGCGCUAAUUUCAAUUUUAACCACACCGCUACUUAUGAGCCCGAGGUUGAACGCCAUGUCCACGUCACCCGUCGCAAAGAAAAUUUAAUUGUGCGCAUCCCGAAUGAUCAUUACCAGAUGGAUCUAAAUGGCAAACCCAACGUCAACCGUCGUGGUCAAGGCAACAACAACAGUAAUAUUAGCAAUGGUAACAGUGGAACCAUCAGUGGUGUCCGACCGAACCAAGGGCCUCUGAGAUCUAGCAUGAGGAAUUCGAAUAAUGACGGACAAAACCAACCUAGACCUAGAUUUGAGACUUCCGAGAGACACCGAAAUCGUUCAUUCCGAGAGUAUUCAGACAGUGGUCCUGAUUGGAAACCCGAUGGUUCAGGAUACAAUGGCGGAAGUCGGGGAAUGUUUAACUCAGCCUUUGUAUCAUCUGACUGGAAUAGGAACUUAGGGGGUAGACGCAGUGGAAGAUAUAAUGAUGGUGCUGAUGGUGGUAGUAGAGGAAUGCGUCGUAGAGGCGGCGGCGUUGGUGGAGACAACGGUUUCAUUCCUUUCAGAGUCUCCGAGAGCGAUUAUCAAAAUGAUCGUGAUAAUAGAAUGGGUGAUCGCUCGCAUCAUGGCGCUCGUGGUGGCUUUAAUCGUCGUGGCAGCAUUCGGGGUUCCCGUAAUGGUGGUAGUCGAGGCGCUAGGGGUGGUGGUUUCUCAUCACGAGCUCACGACAACAAUCAGUCGGCAUGUAAACCCGAAGUCGACGAUCAUACUUCUGAGUUGGAUAAGCAAAAUUGUAUUGUAAAUCCCGAGGAUAGUAAUUCUACUGAUGAUGAUCAAUAUCACCUCAAUGUUGAUAUGAAGACUUUCACCGUUACUGAUCCUCUUAUAUCCAACCCUAUUCUCACUGUGCCCCUCUCAGUGUGGUCUAAAGAUGAUCUUUCUUGUAUUUCCUUCCAACAGACGGAUGGCAAUUUGCAGUCGGAGACAUCUGACAGUGGAUUAAACAUCAUGUCAGAACCUCUUGCAACAGAACCUGAAAUCCCAAAAACGGAAUUGGAAGAUAGGGUUACUUUGGAAGUUUCCGAUGAAAGGUCAAAACUUGAGGAAAAAGUUAAGGUACGCCAUUUUAUUGCCCACUUUUUAAAUUGGCCUUGUUGA
This is a messenger RNA of Rodentolepis nana, 1287 nucleotides long. NCBI's taxonomy places the organism in Eukaryota, Metazoa, Platyhelminthes, Cestoda, Cyclophyllidea, Hymenolepididae. The record is from the annotation of a GenBank genome assembly.